Molecule: messenger RNA, 549 nt
Organism: Parnassius apollo (apollo)
Lineage: Eukaryota; Metazoa; Arthropoda; Insecta; Lepidoptera; Papilionidae
Source: the annotation of a GenBank genome assembly
AUGAAUAAACUGGAGGUUGACGCUUACUUUGAGCUUCUUGAAAGCAUAUUGACAGUAGACGAUGGUGUGUUGACACCGAGUUGUAUCUUCAACAUGGACGAGACUGGUCUUCAGCUUAAUAAUCGACCAGGGCAUGUUCUAGCUGAAAAGGGUUCUAAGGCUGUAUCUACAGUUACUUCGACUGAAAAGGGAGAAACGAUUACAGUUAUAGCCUGCUGCAAUGCUGAAGGUACAUUUUUACCAUCUGCCUGUAUCAUGAAAGGCAAAAACAAAAAACCUGAGUUUGAGGAUGGGACGCCACCGGGAUCGAAACUUUUCAUGUCCCCAAAAUCAGCGUACAUUACCUCAAAUUUAUUUAUUGAUUGGUUGAAAACACAUUUUGUUCCGAGGAAACCAGCUGGAAGAAUACUUCUUUUACUAGAUGGUCAUUCAACUCACUGUAAUUCUGUGGAAAUGCUGGAAUAUGCAAAGGACAAUGACAUCACCUUACUUUCAAUGCCAAGCCACACGUCACACUACCUCCAACCACUAGAUCGUACGGUGUUUUAA